AUGAGCCUACUGUGGAUGGCCCACCACACCCCCCUCAAUCUGUUUCAUCUUAUAUACUCUGUAUUCACUCCCGGUCUAAGUGGCAAGCGCUACUCCCAUGAGUCUCGCCCCGCCCUUCGCACCUACCAUCUAGCUGUGGUAAUACAACCAAUCCCAUAUCAGAUACCUUACAUUCUGAAAUCCUCUCGGGUUACUGAGCAAGUUGUGAAAACCUCACUGUGUACUUCGUAUCGAGGGUCAUUCAACCUGGAUCACUCCACUAAAAAUGAUACUCUAUUGAUUGCGAAUUACCUCCGAUCAAGAAGACAAGGUCGCGUCAAGUUUGUAGUGGAGAGCCUUGUCCUAACACUUGCAGCCUUCCGAACCAGUUCAUGUCAGGGUGGCUGGAGCUUGAAUGCUUGUCAAAACCGGUCGGUAAUUAUCUUGCGGCUUUGUUGCUAG
Penicillium taxi is the source of this 441-nucleotide messenger RNA. RefSeq lists its product as uncharacterized. The record is from RefSeq and is a predicted model, not a curated record. Lineage: Eukaryota; Fungi; Ascomycota; Eurotiomycetes; Eurotiales; Aspergillaceae. Bases 1 to 441 code for a protein of 146 amino acids. The transcript has a single exon.